CUAGGGCAAAUUCCCUUUGCAGCCUUCAUUCAUCACCACCACUCCAUUUUUAUGUCUCUAACUUGCUUUUGCUUCCAUACGAUUCGUUGCAUUUCUCAUCGUUUCAACCUCUCUCACUUCAAUACCAGGAUUUGGAGUUGUAGUGGGAGAAACAUGAACCAAGCAGCUGAAAUGGGAACAAUGGUUAAUGGGUCUUAUUCAUGUUCUUCUAAAGUUGUCAUUAAUGAUCCUAAAUUGCUUAACCAAAAGAAAGCAGCUAUUCGCCUUGCUGGGCCAUCGAAAUUUCAGGUUAUUGCUGAUUUUGAUAAUACCCUGACAAAGUUUUGGGUUGAUGGAUGUCGAGGACAGUCCAGUCACGCCCUCUUGCAACAAGAUAACAAUGAGUACAAUGUCAAGAGAGAUGAGUUAUUUAACUACUAUCAUCCAAUAGAAUAUGACCCAAAAAUUCCAGUUGAUGAGAAAACGAAGCUCAUGGAAGAGUGGUGGGGUAAGACUCAUGGUCUUCUUAUUGAGGGGGGUCUUACAUAUGAUGCAAUUAAGAAAUCCGUAGCCAAUGGUGUGAUUGCUUUCAGAGAAGGUGUCAUUGAGCUUUUUGAGUUUUUAGAGGAGAGAGAUAUUCCAGUUCUUAUAUUUUCAGCAGGUCUAGCAGAUAUUAUUGAGGAGGUUUUGCGUCAGAAACUUCAUAGAACUUUCAAAAAUGUUAAGAUCGUAUCAAACCGGAUGAAGUUUGACCAGAAUGGUAACCUAGUAUCUUUUACAGGGAAGUUGAUUCAUAGCUUAAAUAAGAAUGAGCAUGCUCUUGAUAUGGCUGCAUCCUUGCAUGAUCACUUGGGUGAAGUUGAUGACCAAAUGAUAGACAGUGCCUCUGUGAAGAAGAGAACUAAUGUGUUACUUCUUGGUGAUCACAUGGGAGACCUGAGAAUGUCUGAUGGUCUAGAUUAUGAAACUCGAAUUUCUGUAGGAUUUUUAAAUCACAACAUUGAGAACUCUCUAGAUACGUACCAGAAAGGCUUUGACAUUGUUUAUCUGGACGAUGCACCGAUGACAGGGGUUGUAAAGCUAGUAUCAGAGCUCUUUACUUCUGCAAGUGAGUAAACUUACGAAGUAUAUAUGCUGUUUUACCUAUCUAUGGCACAGCCAACAAAAGAUUUCACUGGAUGGGGAUGGGGUUUUUUUUCUCCUCCAUCAAGCCUGCUACACAACAUUCAAGCAAUCUUUUGGAUCCCUCUUUUAAAAGAUUGGCAGUAAACUGCUGCUGUUGAUUAUUUGGUGUAGUAAAUAAGAUGGUGCUGAAACCGCAUUAUAAAAUUUAAAGAACUGAUAUCAGGCAUCAGGUAAAAUUGUAGUUUUUAAAUAUUGUAAAUCAGUGGUAGCUCUAUGAAAUGCACCACUAAAACCAUAAUUUUCUCACUUUUACGCAUCGCUAUGCGCUUAUGAAGUUAGGAUACUCUCUACAACCGUUGCCUUGAUUUGCAAAA
This is a messenger RNA of Erigeron canadensis, 1478 nucleotides long. Its product is annotated as 7-methylguanosine phosphate-specific 5'-nucleotidase A. Gene Ontology annotation, molecular function: 5'-nucleotidase activity; magnesium ion binding. The coding region runs from base 52 to 1095 and encodes 347 amino acids. Gene Ontology annotation, cellular component: cytoplasm. NCBI's taxonomy places the organism in Eukaryota, Viridiplantae, Streptophyta, Magnoliopsida, Asterales, Asteraceae. The transcript is spliced from 10 exons. The record is from RefSeq and is a predicted model, not a curated record.